This is a messenger RNA of Caenorhabditis bovis, 12423 nucleotides long. Lineage: Eukaryota; Metazoa; Nematoda; Chromadorea; Rhabditida; Rhabditidae. The record is from the annotation of a GenBank genome assembly.
AUGAGGAUCGAGGAGGAAGCGGCGAGCACGAGCGCAUCAAGCGAGAUGCCUCCUGCUAGUGCAGCUCUUCUUGCGAAUAUCAGAAACGCGAAGACGACAGAUGAGUUUAUCGUCGAGAUCAAUAAAGGACGCGAAGUUCAUUCGGUUAUGGGCAAGACCGAGCUCUGCCGUUGGACUGACGUCUUGAAUCGGUGCGACGAGAUUCUCGAGGCGGCGACGUCGAAAGACGCGCGCGGCGAGAUGUGCUGCGAUCGCGAUCCAAAAGUGAAACGUCAAACGGUGGCCGUCAUUCGAUUCACCGUGCUCUUGUUUGAAUGCACUUCUUCGCGUCGGGUUUACCGUAGUAUGGAUAGAAUUCUCGAUUUGAUGGAAAGCACUGAUAUGGAAGUGCUCGCCGAGAUUCUGCGAUUGCUUCAGACGAUGGGCAAACGCUCGAAAUAUUUGACGCAACGAUUGAGCUCCGCCGAUCAACACAUGCUCGUCUCGAAUCUCACGGCGAUCGCGCAGUGUUGGGGCGGAAAAUUGCGAACGGUGAAGAUGGCUGAGUGUGUGCGACGCGAGCCGAACUUGCCGCCGUUGUUCCCGUUCCAGUUCACCGACGGCAAACAGCGUUCGGUUGUUGUGGAGAAGCCAGGGCCGGAUGAGAGCAUUUCGGAGCUCGUUGACAAGUAUAUUGCACAAAUGCAGUCUGGCGAGUCGCCGAGCGGCAGUGCCGCCGCCGUCAGCAAAGAAGAUCGCUAUUGUCUUUUGGCGCGCCUUCGAAUGCUCAACGGAUUCCAUAAUUGGCAAUACCGAUUCAAGUGUAUGGUGGUUCGGUUGUUGUCGGUUAGCACACUCAUCUACAGCCGGUGUAAUACGGAUGAGAAUUCGCUGAACGGCCUGCUGUACAGUGGAUUCAUAGAGGAGUUGGUGGCGUUGUUGAAAACGGAAAGGGAAGCCGAUUGCAAUAAGGAGUAUGCGAUGCUUGACGCGAUUCAUACGGAAGCCCUCGCCACACUGUGCAGUAUUGUGAACUACGAAAAAGAGCCGAAAGUGCAACAAAUUCUCGAGGCGUUGUCGGCGAGCUCGUAUCACGGCUAUUUGUCGGUGCUGACGAGGCAGGUAGUUGAUGAGCUGAAGAAUAAGAAUUUGAGCAAACCGGGCAAACCGUCGAUUGCUCUCGCCACCGCGCUCUUCUCAUUCAUCUAUCAUUUGGCGAGUAUCGAGCCUGGUGGUGAGACGCUUGUUGGUAGUGGGCUGACGAAGACGUUGCUCAGCGUUAUUGGAUACCAUGAGUUGCCGCUUGAGUUGAUCACGUUUGGAACAAGAUGCGCUCGAAUCAUCGACUUGUUCACAACGAUUGAUGUUUCCGCGUUCAAAACGCAUAAAGGAAUGGAGAUUUGUGUGAAUCGCAUUUGCUAUGAAAUCGAGCAGUGCCGCAAAGAGCAGCCGUUCAUGAUCGACACAUCGUACGAUUUGCCGUUUGAUGAUGCUCCUGCCGGACCGGCUCCACCACCGCCGCAGCCGCAAGCAGCGGAGGCACCAGCGCCUGAAGAGGUAAUGGAUCAGACGGAGGAGGCGGCGCCAGAAGCCGCCGAAGAUGCGCCUGCGGAAGAGAAGCCGAUGGAGACGGAUGAGGUGCCGGCUGCUGCCGCCGAGCCUGCUCCAGCACCGCCAGCAUCUACUACUGUUGCUCCGAAGACGGAUAUUCAAGGAGGGCCAUGGAUCAAGACGGUUUCUACGGGAUUGACAUGUCAUCAGCAGCGAAGUGGUCUUAUCAAGGGACUUUUGACGUUUGUGAAGAGGGCCAUUCAAGAUCCGCAGUUUAGCGACAGCAUUCGACAUAUCAUGGAAGGUGGAUUGCCAGAGGCUUUGAUGCACAUUUUGUCGAAUUCGGAAUAUUACUCACCAUCGUUGUUCCAUCAAUCGGCUCAGCUCAUCACCAACUAUGUCUACCAACAUCCCGACGAGUUGUCGGUGCUUCAGCGUCGGCAUGUGCCGUAUGUGCUCUUUCAGAGUAUGCUUCGAAAGGAGCUUCCGAACAACCGCGAUGUGAUAUCGACGAUUGGCAACGUGUUCACGGCGAUGUGCCUCAACGAACGCGGUUUGAAGCAAUUCGAAUCGUAUGAGCCGUUUGAUCAGAUUUUUCGUAUUGUUCUCAGCGUUAAAUUUUUGGUGACGAUGAAACGAAAACGCGCCGAAUUGACAGACGCCGCGCAGAGUAUUGGCGGAGCUCUUGACGAUUUGCUUCGUCACUAUCCGUCGCUGAAGGCCCAACUUCUGAAGUCGAUGUUGAAUGUGUUAGAUCGUUUGGUGGAGUUUGGAAAAGAGCCGCCGCCGAACACCGAAGUCGUCAUGGUAUUGGCGAAGCACAUAUCGAAGAGCAUGGUGAUUGGUGGAAGCGCGUCGGAGGUUGCGCAGCCGCCAGCUGCUGAGCCGAUCGCCAACAAUCUUCUCGAGAAUCCGGCGGCGAACUCGGAAGAUGAUGACGAUGACGAUUUGGAGAUGAAUGAGGAGGAGUCUGAUGAUGAGCAAGCCGAGCUCUCGAUGGAUGAGAUGAGUGGAGAAGGAUGCCCGAUUUCCGAAGAGGCGUCGGCAGCGUUGAAGAAGCCCAAGGAGGUGACGGCAACAAAAAUCACUGGACGUAGCGAAGUUGGACUCGACAUGGUUUGCGAGGAUAGCAAUGGACGUCGAAUUUUGCCGCUUGGAGAUUACAUGAUGAUCGCCGCCAAGAUUUUUGAUGUUCUGAUGAAUCAACCGUCGAAUAUAAAAAUGACUGAUGAGUUCAUUGAAGCUGGUGGAAUGGAGAAGAUGUUGGAGUUGUGCCAAUUGCCGUGCUUGAAUAAUGAGAUCGCGCAGAGCUCCUAUGCGCAAUCGAUGGCCAACAUCGUCAAGUUUAUUGUGUUCCAGCGACACAGCACGUCGUCGGGAUCACUGAUGAAUUCGUUGAUGUCGGCGUUCACGAAGACGAUUCGACCGCUUCUUGCGAAGAACACCACCGAGUUUCCACCGAUGAAUCAGGCCGAAGGAUCGUCGACGGAUCGCGUCAGCUCCUCAUCCAUGAUGAUGCAUCUCGGCGAGAAGUUGAUUAGCGAUGGAUUGACGAAUCUCAACAAUAUCAUGCCGGUGUUGGUGCUUGUCACGAAGUGCACGAUCGGCGCGCAAUUCCAGGCCGAAUUGCGAUUCCGAAUUUUCGAGUCGUGGAGAGCGGCCGAGGGGCAGAAGCUGUACGCCUACUUGAGACGAUUGUCGAGAAUUUUAGUUUGGGAAACGGCACUGAUUCGAGUGUUGAAGCCGUCGAUUCGCACAUGCGCCACACAGACUGACAACGAUUUGUUGGCGCCGAUCAAGGAGGAGUCGUCGAUGGACUCAUUCUCGAUUAGCAGUGAACAGAUUGAUAUGUGCGCCAGCGGCGACGAGCAACUUAAAGAUGUGCAGGAGAGCAAGGAGAAAGCUUGGGUGCUCGCCGGAAUCACGCAGGAUGAGCACGACUUUUGGGUGAAUCACAAGAGCCUUUCCGACAUUGUGAUCAAGACGAGCCGAAGCGUUUCGGAGCUUUUGGGAACCAUCGGAAGAUCGAUUAAUGUGAUGUCGAACAAUCGUAGAACUCGACGAACGAAUGAGGGAAAUGGUGCCUCGCCGGCUGCGUCGACAUGCACCUCAAUGAUAUUCGAGACGAUGUUUCAGGAUUUGAAGUGGAAGCCGAAAGGAAAACCGAACGCGAUGACAUUUGCGUUGUAUCGCGACAUUCUCUCGCAGCUCAGCACUGCGUUGUUCGAUGAUCGUGGUCGCGCAACGACGCCGACGAUCAUCAAGUUCUUCUAUGAGAGCGGAUGUCAUCAGGCGUUCUUCGAGCUUCUUUGCGAUUCACUCGUUCCGGCGUUGACCAAAGAGAAUCUCAAGGGCAAUCUGGAGGAUGCACUUGUUGAAUGGUGCAAACUCACCGGAUAUCUUGUCAAUAAGUUCAACAUGAUGGCUGAUACGAAUCAGGCGCUUGCGCGCGGUCAGAGGAACUUGGACUUUGACAUGGCGAGAUAUUUGAAGCUUGUCCACAAGGACAUGUUCACCGCUUUCCGACUGCUGUUCGCCAAGAUCACCUCCAUCGACACGAACUUGUCGCUUUAUCAGAGAUUGUGCAGUCAUGCGCUCGUUGUGUUCAGAGAUGUCUUCCGCAACAUUGACGCCGAGAAGGCUGAAGCUGAAACGCCGACUCCGGCACCAAGACCCGCUGAGGAGGAGGAUGUCCCCGAAGACGAACAGAUCGCCAGACUUGUCGAGAUGGGUUUUCCGCGAACGGCGGUUCUUCGGGCGUUGAGCCGAACGAGUUCGACGGACGAAGCGGCAAACAUGCUUCUUCGCGAAGCCACCGAACGCGACGUGUUCGAACAUCCCGUUGAGAAUAUGCAGUCGUUUAGGCGACUCAUCGAUCGGGUGACGACGAGAGAUCCGCCGACGCUUCGCGAACUUCGCGCAUUGGUUGAGAAUGAAUUUGUUGAUGAUAUGAACGAUAUUUAUGGUCCCGAUGAUCCGCCAGCGGCUCAGAAUCCUGGAGAUAACGUUGGAGCUUCGUCGAGCACUGCACCGGUACCGAUUCCGCAGCCUUCUGAGGAUAUUGAUUAUGAUGAUGAUAAGGUCGAGCCACCAAUCGUUCCAAAGAUCCAAGAUGCCAAUAUUGAGAUGUUUCAGCAAGACAUAUCGCUCCAGGCCGCUUGCCAACAGCUCAUUCCGCUCAUCAAACAGCUCAUCUGUGUCAACACUGAUCUCAUUUUCACUUGUUCGGAUCUUGUCGGAAGUGUCUACGCGUCAUUGUCGAAGGAAUGGAGAGAGAACACGCUGGUGAACGAGAUUCUCACGAAGGAGAUCAUUGCGAUGUGCGACGAGGUUCUCAAGACACCCGAUGAUCAGGAAGUUCCACUGGAGCUUGUCAAGACGCUCUCUUGCCGAUUCCAUUUUGCUUGUUUGCUGUUUGAUAAGAUCGCUGAUCCUUAUAUGGACAUCAUUCGGGCGCGCGGAAUGGUGAAGAAGAUCAUUGAGCUAUUGGAGUUUUGCGAUAAGAAGUUUGAGACGGAUCCGAAACUUCAGAAUUUGAUUCUGUCGCACGCGAUCUUGUGGCUUGACAUUUUUGAUAAGAACUGCCGAUGUGAGGCGCGACGCAAGUAUUUGGAGAAGAUCACCACCAAUUUGUCGUGGUAUUACGGAAUUGACGAGCCCGCCGAGACGGGAACUGGAAGAAGGAAGGAUCGCAAAUGGUACAAGUAUGACGAAGGUGCGGAGAAGAUUCUCACAGAAGCGUUCCUCAAGGGCGAGAAGAAUACGAAGGUGACGGUGAAGAGACACAAUCGUUCAGCUGCAAAGAAGCUUGAAGUUGAUUUUUGCCAUAUGCGCCAAACCGACUCGCAAUCUAUUCGUGAUCCGAUUCGCGUCGAGAUCCCUGAAGAUGUGCCGAUCAACGUUGACGAGUUCAUCGAGGAAAAUUUGCGGCUCACUUGGACGCCGGACGAGAACGACAAACUUCUGAUGAUUGUCGUCGAGCUGUUCAAAAAGAAGGUGGUUCAUUCGCUGUGCUGUCAGUCGCUGCUGAGUUUUGCGGCGCGGAUGACGCGUUUGCCGCAGAACGCGCAACGAUUCAUCGAAUUGGACGGAUUGGAGAAUUUGCUAAUGUUGCGCGCGAAUCCGACGAUGAAUGUGCCGAAUCACAUCUCGAUCAUCAUUCGCAAUUGCAUCGAUGAUGAGAAACUGUUGGCGUACGCGUUUGAAAAGGCUAUCCGAACUGCCUCGAUCGCGACACAACCGCAACCGCAAAUAUUUGAAUAUCUGAUGACGCCGGCGAUUUCUAAGCCCAAGGAUUUCUAUGAGACGCUCAAUCGUCUCAUGCCGUUGUCGAGUCGCAAUCCGGCGGUCUUUAUGCAGGUGAUGGAGCGCGUCUCGAAAUUGAGCGGUUCGACAAUCUCGUCGAUUCCGCAUCAGAAGGAUAAGGUGGCGAAGGAGGAGAAGUCGUCGGAUCGAUCGCGUUAUGUUGUGAAGUUGGUGAUCAAUGAGAUUCUGCGUGGCGAGUUUGAUGCGAAGAACGCGUCGGGACGAGUAUUCACCAAAUCGAAAAUGAUGAUGAUGCUCGCUGAGCUCGUCAAAUCGUAUCCGCAAUUGUCGAUUCUCGUUUGCGAGGCUGAAGGCGAUAAUGGAAAAAGCGCGAUUCAUCAGCUCAUGGAAACGUACAUUGCGUGCACACCGGAGAACGAUCAAAUUUCGGAUGUCCUCAAAACACUGAUUGCGACGAUUGCCGCGUUUGCGACGAACUCGAAGACUCAGGAACUCCUUGUGCAGGAUGUCAAGAAUACGCUGGGAACACUCUGUGAAGAGGCGUUGAAGAACACGAAAGAGCCGGCGGCGGAGGAAUCGCAGAAGACGGAAAAUCCGAAUACAUCGAAGAAGAUUUCCGAGCUUUGCCAAAUGAUUAUAACGAUUUGUAAUGCUUGCCCAUCGUCGAAUUCGACGCCGCCGACAAAUCAUCCUCCGGGAGAAUCGGCGAAUCAACCGCGUGAACGUCAGCAACCGAACAACAUUAUGAAACUCCUUCACAAGAAGAAGAUUGGAAAUGAUUUGGUCAAGGCGAUCACCUAUCUGCGACUUUCUGACAAGGAGGCCAUCGAUACGGUCAAUCAGAUACUGAAGACGUUGGAGGUAUUGAUGGAGGGAUUGGGAAGUGUACCGCAAACGUCACAAACUGGCGCUUCGUCAGCUUUUGGCGGAUCGACGACGGCGCAUCGCACGCGCGGACGAAUGCAGGUUGAUGUGACGACGAAUCGCGAAGCGUCGCAGAAUCGUGAUGAGGUUGGUGAAGAGGAAGAAGAGGAAGAGGAGGUUCGUGACGACGAGAUGGAAGAGGGCGGUGGCGAGAGACGUCAAGAGGACAAUGAUUUCCGAGAGCUUCGCGUCAUCUACGACAAUCGAUCGUUGUUCGAUACCAUUGAUAAUGAGCAUCGUGAGGUGCUCGAACUUCUUCGUAAUCGCGGAGCUGCUGCAGCUGCGGCUGCUGUCGCUGCCGAUGGUGGCGAGGAGGAAGACGGAUCUGAGCUGUCGGAGGUCUCGGAAAGCGGUGACGAUUAUGAGAACGGAGAAGGCGAGCAGGAUCAGGAUCCAAAUGAUGAGACGCUCCAGAACGCUGACCAUCUUGUCGUCAACAUCCCACUUCAUGGCGAUGAUAUUGAAAUGGCCGAAGAGCGACAAGACGAGGAGCAUCAGAAUGAAGAUGAGGCGCACAAUCAGGAAGAGCAGAACGAUGAAGAAGAAGAUGACGAUAAUGAUGACGAUGAUGAUGAUGACGACGAUGACGAUGACGACGAUGAUGAUGACGAUGAGAUGGGAGAUGAGGAUCGUGAGGUGGAGGAGACUCUUCAGGAUGCUACUGAGCCGGGAGCACGACGACUCAUUGAUGAUGAUGACGAGGAUGGCUGGAGAAGCUUUGAAGAGGACGAUCAGGAUGACUUUGACACUCUUGAAGAUGACUAUUGGGAUCAUUUCGGAAGAUUGCCGAUGUUCGAUAGAACGUUCUUGUUCGAUCGUGGAGAAUCGUCGAUUUACGAUUUGAUGCGCGACGAUUGGGAUUCGUGGCUUCGAGGCAGCCGACGACCAUUGCCGGUUCGCACAGAGAUCGCCGGAAUUCAUCCGUUGCUGUCGAGAGAAUCGGAGAAUAAUGAGAGCCGAAAUCGUCCAAGAAGUUUCCUUACUGGACGUCAAGAUCUUAUGCCACUCACUUAUGCCCCUCGCACCACCCUUCAUCGUCAAAACGCGAUUCGACGCGGUGGCAACGAGAUUCCGACGAUGGAAUCGAUGAUACGAAGUGUACGAGCCAUCGGUGGCGCGAAUUCGCGCGACUUUGACAUGCCGAUUGUAAUGCGGACUGGAACUGCUGGAAUGAACCGAACCAUCGGGCAAACGACGAAUCUUCUCGAUCGCAUCAUGGAGUUCCACGGAGCGCACAGUGGCGGAGGAACACAUCGAUUCCGGGUUCGCGACUCACCGGAUGAGGAUCGACGACGAAUGACGAGCUCGUCGGUGGCGACAGUGACAUCGUGCCUCGAGCGACUUGAGAAUUAUGUGAGCAUCAUGGAGCCGGUAUCGGUGCGAUAUGUGUGCGUCAUUGCGAAUUCAUUGAUUUCGCGUGAGGCUCGCAAGCGUGAGGCCAAGGAGAAGGAAGAGGCGGCGGCGAGCGCGCAACGAGCACGUCAAGAGCAGGCGGCGAAGAAGCAGGAAGAGCAGGAGAGAGUCGCCCGCGAGCAAGGCGAAUCGUCGUCGUCGGCUACAGCUGCGCCAUCGGCAACGUCAGAAGCGCCGACUGCGGCUGAGGAGCAGAGUGAGGUUCCGAUUGCAACACCGCAAGCCACAUCAACGACCAAUACGGUUUCGGACACGACGGUGCCGAACGCCUCAAGGACUGCUGGAGAAGAGACUAGCACCACACCGGCAGUAGAUGCUCAACGCAGUUAUGCUUCUGCGGUUUCCAAUGGUCCGGAACCUAUGGAGACCGGAGAUGAUGAUUCGAGAUUACCGCAAUCAACGGCUGCUACUGCUGCUUCAUCGGUUGCUGGAACCGAAGAUUUUGAUGAGCCGGAAGUUGUGAACGCUCCGGCUCAAGAGGCGAACUUGGACGAGCCCCCCACUGAGCAGGCACCACCACCGCCGACUAGUGAUGAGCCAGCUGCAGCCGCUCCCGAAGCGGCAGUACCAGCAGCUGCUGAAGGACGAGAUGCUGCCCCACAACGACCGCCGCUGUCUGAAGAGUUCCGGGCGAUUUUGGGCGACAUUGAGAUUCCUGACGGUGUUGAUCCGGAAUUCCUCAUCGCGCUUCCGGAAGAAAUGCGCACUGAGGUGAUUCGCGACUUCCAGCGGCAACGACGAGCUGAGCGAGCAGCUCAACCGGCUGCUGUAAUGCCGGCGGCGGCUGGUGGCGACGCCGCUGCCGCUCCGGCUGCCAACGAUGUCCGAGCGAUUGUUGAGCCGAUUAGUCCGGAAUUCUUGAAUGCGUUGCCGCCCGAACUGCAAGAGGAGAUUUUGGCGGAGCACGAGCGCGCGGUGCGUGAAGCCGAGGAGGCCCUGAGACGAGCGAAUGCUCCGGCUCAGCCGGCUCCGGAAUUGGAUGGCGCCGCUGUGAUCGCGUCGCUUCCGGCAAACGAACGAGCUCAAGUUCUUGCUGAGAUGGACGAGACGGAACUCGCCGGGCUACCGCAAGCGAUGCAGGAUGAAGCGAGACGAGCAAGAGCGACUCAUGUCGAUCCGAGAAUGUUCAGAUACCAGAGAUUGAUGUUGCGAAGGAAUACGAGAAAUGGAGGCGGAAGGCCGCAAUGUACUAGCGGAAUAGGACAGAAUGCCGGGCAUGCUCAUCCAGCUUCGCCAACUGCCACCCAGGUUCUUGAUCGUGAAGCCAUCACCACGUUGUGCUUGUUGUACCUCGUCGACUCGAGAAUCUCGUACAAUCGCCUUCAGAAGGUGUUACGCAAUGUUUGCGUCAACUCGCAUUCGUGUGAUUUCGUCAUUUGGUGCCUUCUUGCGCUUCUGAAGAAGGCAUGCGAGUCGAAUUGUGAUGAUGAGGAGAUUGCGUCGAAGGUGCCGGAAUGGCUUGACAGCAUCACUGUCAGCGGUGUCGGAUUGAAUGAGAGAGCGAUAAAGAUUGGCGAGAACGGAAGCAAGGUGGCGAUUCAUUCGAUGCUCGCCAGCUCGUUGUGUCGCAACAUUCUCGACUUGUUAGCGAUCAUUGCCAAAUCCUAUCCGGGCAACUUUUUGCCGAAUCGUCUCCGAAGUGGACCGAAUGCGACCGAAACGGCGAAACAAUCGCCGCCGUUCGACAUGUUCUGGACGAUGAUUCAGAACUCGUCGAAAUUGCCGACACGCAAAGAUUGGCAAGUGCCGGCGAUCACCCAAUUCGAGGAGUGCCCCGUUGUUCAUUUGAUGAUGUCGUUGGAGAAGGAGAUGAUUGGCAAGACGGCGGCUCUAAAUGAUCGCGUUCUGAAGGUGGCGAGCACGAUAUUCCAAACGAUUCCGAACGAUGCUCUUCAGAAGCUUGAUGUUCAAGAUCCAGACUUCUUGCCGAUCAGCAAAGCAUUGGAAUUGGUGAUCCUGGCGAUCACAAAAGGACAUGCUAACGAUGGAUUAAAUGAUGGAUUGACACUUCUCGCCGAGGCGAUGCGUGCGUUCAAUGACAUGACGGCAAUGUAUAUUUACGAUCGGCUGUUCAACGUUGUAGCUUCUUAUGGAAAACAACUCGAGCCGCAGAUUAAUCGACUCAUCGUCGAGCUCGACGAGGCGCAGAAAACGGAUGAAGAUGUUGAGAUGAUUGAUGAGAAUGGAGCUGGUCUGGCUCCCCGGCCAUCACCACAGCAACAACAGCCGUCUGACGAGUCGACGAGCUCGCGAAGAAUGGAACCGUUGGUUUUGGAUGUUAGCAGCGGUGGACGAGUUACUGUAGGAAGAUUCGAUGGCGAGAGAUUGAUAAUUGAUGGCGAGCAGAACGCGAGAUUGAUGAUGAGCUCGUGCAAGGAACUUCAAUUGCCGGCGGUCACCGCCCUCACCGACAAGACGGGAGCCCAGUACGCGUUGUUGUCGGCGCUUCAGACGUUGGUCAAAGUUCGCGGGCAUAUGCGACAAGUGAGGAAGGAUCGAGUAAAACGCGAGAAAGCCGAAGCCGAGAAGAAGAAGAAGGAGGAGGAGAAGAAGCAGAAGGAGGCGGCUGAAAAGAAGAAGCUUGAAGAGCAACAGGCUGCCGCUGAUCAAGGAGCGACGACGUUGGCACCGGAACCGAUUCCAGGGCCAGCUCAGGAGGAGGCUCUUAGUCCGGCGUCGCCAGAUCCAGUGCCGGAAGAGAAAGAGGAAGAUGAGCCGGAUGUGCCGGAUGUUGAGCCGCGAUUGUCGUCGAAACUCGCUUCACUUGAAUCGUUGUGGAACUCGUUGUCGGAAUGCCUUCAGCGAUUGGGACGCGCUUCGGAUCCGCACGCGGUUUUGGCUCUUCAGCCGGCUGCAGAAUCGUUCUUUUUGGUCUACGCUUCAUCGAAUAAGAAGGAGAAGAAACCGUCGGAUAGUGCUGCUCCGGCUGCCGUCACUACUAGCACAUCGGUGGAGGGACCAUCCAGCACCAUCGCGAGCGCGUCGCGACAUGAGGAACUUGAUUCGGACACGGCGAAACUUAUAGAGUUUGCUGAGAAGCAUCGCGAAGUGUUGAAUCAGGCGUUGAGGCAGAACAAUGCGGUGUUGUCGCAUGGGGGUCCGUUCUCGGUGCUCACCCAAUAUCCGAAGCUUCUCGACUUUGAUGUGAAGAGGAAGUACUUCAGAAAAGAAUUGAACAAGUUGGAGCCAGGAACGCGCUAUCGCCGCAAUGACGUGUCGGUUCAAGUGAAUCGCGCGCGAAUCUUCUCGGACUCGUUCCGCGAGUUGUUCCGCCUUCGGCCGGCCGAUUGGAAAAAUCGCUUCUACGUGAUCUUCCAGGGCGAAGAGGGACAGGAUGCCGGCGGUCUGCUUCGCGAAUGGUAUUCGGUGAUAACGCGUGAGAUCUUCAAUCCGAAUUACGCGUUGUUCAUCACCGCGCCGGGUGAUAUGGUGACAUAUAUGAUCAAUAAGGCGUCGUACAUCAAUCCGGAACAUUUGGACUACUUCAAGUUUGUUGGACGACUCAUUGCCAAGGCGAUUUUCGAUCACAAGUACUUGGACUGCUACUUCACUCGUGCAUUCUACAAACACAUUUUGAAUCUGCCGGUCAGAUAUCAGGACAUGGAGAGUGAGGACCCGGCGUUCUUCAAAUCGCUCGAGUUCUUGCUGCAGAAUCCGAUCGACGAGCUCGCACUCGACAUGACAUUCACGACGGAGAUUGAGGAGUUUGGCAAACACACCGUUUGUGAGCUCAAACCCGGCGGAUCGCAGAUUGAAGUGACCGACGCGAACAAGGAGGAGUACGUGAAGCUCGUGUGCCAGAUGAAGAUGACGGGCUCGAUCAGGAAGCAGCUCGACGCGUUCCUCGAAGGAUUCUAUGAGAUCAUUCCGAAAGAGCUCAUCUCGAUGUUCAAUGAGCAAGAGCUCGAGCUGCUCAUCUCGGGACUGCCGACGGUCGAUAUCGAUGAUUUGGCGGCGAACACGGAUUACAAGGGCUAUCAGAAGAAUAGCGCGCAGAUUCAGUGGUUCUGGCGCGCGUUGCGCUCGUUCGAGAAGGAGGACAAGGCGAAAUUCUUGCAGUUCGUUACGGGAACAUCGAAGGUGCCACUUCAAGGUUUCGGAUCGCUCGAAGGCAUGAACGGAGUGCAGAAGUUUAGUAUUCAUAUUGACACGAGAGGCGGAGAUCGUCUGCCAGCGGCACACACAUGCUUCAAUCAAAUCGAUUUGCCGCAAUAUGAAUCAUACGAGAAGCUUCGCGACUCGCUUCUGUUGGCGAUUCGCGAGUGCACCGAAGGUUUUGGAUUCGCUUAA